AUGCGUGCCAUCUUUCUCCUCUCGCUGUUAGCCAAUCUCUGGCUGGCAUGCAUCGCUGCGCCUAGUGUCUCUCUCAUCGCAAAUACUCUACUGGACGCCAAUGGGGUAUUCUUCGUCUCCUACGACGGUGUCGUGAAUGUCAACUCCUUCCAGCUGUCGGGAGUUUUGACCCAUGGCAACUACCAAUAUGCGGCAUGGUACACUUCGACGCGGUAUGCAAUCCUUGCACGGAAGCAACUACCUUCAGGAAGCUGGCAGACCCUCCAACUCCCCCACCAGCUCACAACGAGCGACUCCCACAACGUCAUCGCGCUCGGAGUAUCCCCUCAGGAUGGUCGGAUUCAUGUCGCCAUGGACUGUCAUAGCACAAGACUCUUCUACACUGCUUCAGAGGCAGGUCUUGCCACCAACGGAGCCAGCUGGACCGCGAGCCGCUUUGGUUCCAUCACCAGCACACUCGGGAAUCUGAACAUUGGCACCGUGGUCACGUAUCCCCAAUUCGUGAUAACCUCGGACAAUCUCCUGCAAUUUGUAUACCGCUCCGGCGUCUCUGGCAAUGGCGCUACGCAGCUCGCGGAAUACAACGGAGGAUCGUGGUCGAACGUCGGUUCCUGGGCAUCAGCCUCCGGAACAUAUACGUCGACGAACGGGAGAACGAGCACGGCCAGGAACUUGUACAUCCACGGAUUCACGUAUAGGUCGGGCAGGGCACACGUUACAGGCACUUGGAGGGAGCAGAAUGGGGCCGUCAUGUGCAAUGGCGGAGGCCUGACGAACCAUGACACGACUUAUUUCUACUCGGAUGAUAAAGGGCGAACUUGGAGAAACAGCGGUGGCAGCCUCAUCGCCACCUCUGGCUCGAAUCCCGUGAACGUGAACUCUGCCGGUAUUAUCGUAGACCCUCUCAACGCCGACCACGGCCUCAUGAAUCAGGAGUCUCAAGCCGUUGACUCUGCUGGAUUAAUCCAUGCCAUUAUAUCAUACGUUCCUGGCCGAUUCGGACAAUGUGUUUCGAACUACGUGAGCGACCGCACCGCCAACGGACGCGCCUUCCACGUCUACAAAAAUUCCAACGGCAGUUUCACAAAAAUGGAGAUCCCCUUCGCCCUCAAUGCCGUGGGUCGCUCGCAAAUCGUUCUCGACGGCAACGACAACGCGUACGUCGUACUGCCUUUUGUACGGAUUGCGACGGCCAGCAAGAGUUCGGGGUGGACGGACUGGACUAUCGCAUACGAUGGCGUCGCUCAGGGCUUGAACGCUUUCGGAGAGGUGAAGAGUUCCGGGACAACACCUUCGGCUGUGAGGUUGGUUGAUUUCAAUCUGAACGGUUGA
This is a messenger RNA of Cyclocybe aegerita, 1332 nucleotides long. NCBI's taxonomy places the organism in Eukaryota, Fungi, Basidiomycota, Agaricomycetes, Agaricales, Hemipholiotaceae. The record is from the annotation of a GenBank genome assembly.